Dreissena polymorpha is the source of this 9132-nucleotide messenger RNA. RefSeq lists its product as uncharacterized. Lineage: Eukaryota; Metazoa; Mollusca; Bivalvia; Myida; Dreissenidae. The record is from RefSeq and is a predicted model, not a curated record. Gene Ontology annotation, molecular function: protein binding. Bases 136 to 6306 code for a protein of 2056 amino acids. The transcript has 21 exons.
ACGUACAAAUGCGGAAAACGAACAUGUCGUUUGCAUAGUUGGGCGUGAUAUUUAAAAUCACGUGACUCGUCGCCAUUUUAACUGUUGCUCGGAAGAAAUAUUUUUCUAUGAGCGCUAGCGUUAACCCGUCGUAAUAUGGAUUCUCUGGUGGAAGUUGAGGUAGAGUUUCCAUACACGGCUGAGCAGCCAGAUGAGCUGACCAUCAAGGUGGGAGACGUGAUCAAGAAUGUGGUCAUGGAGGACGGGGGCUGGUGGGAGGGAGAGCUCAACGGAAAGAAGGGCAUGUUUCCAGAUAACUUUGUCAAGGUGAGGAAGGCUCCCGAGAAGGAGGCAGCCAAGAAAGAUGAUGGCAAGAAAGAUGAUGGCAAGAAGAAGGACAUACAGGCCACCAAGCGGCAGUCGGUGAAGGACCUCGCCAACAAGCUCAAGCUGGGACAGGUUGGCCAUGAAGGGCCGCCAAUGAUGAAGAGAAAAGAUACAAAUACAAAGAAGAAGCGAGCAAAGGUUGUGUUUUCAUAUGAGCCAGAACAGGAAGAUGAGCUGAAGCUUGAUAUUGGGGACAUGGUAGAGGUUUUAAAACAGGUGAUUUGGGACGGGGGCUGGUGGGAGGGAGAGCUCAACGGAAAGAAGGGCAUGUUUCCAGAUAACUUUGUCAAGGUGAGGAAGGCUCCCGAGAAGGAGGCAGCCAAGAAAGAUGAUGGCAAGAAAGAUGAUGGCAAGAAGAAGGACAUACAGGCCACCAAGCGGCAGUCGGUGAAGGACCUCGCCAACAAGCUCAAGCUGGGACAGGUUGGCCAUGAAGGGCCGCCAAUGAUGAAGAGAAAAGAUACAAAUACAAAGAAGAAGCGAGCAAAGGUUGUGUUUUCAUAUGAGCCAGAACAGGAAGAUGAGCUGAAGCUUGAUAUUGGGGACAUGGUAGAGGUUUUAAAACAGGAGGAGGAAGGUUGGUGGGAGGGGAUAGUGAACGGCAAGCAGGGCAUGUUCCCAUCCAACUUUGUGGAGAUCAUUGAGGAAGGGGAUUCAACAGAACCAGCCGUUGAGAACACAGAAGAGCGUUUGAUUAAGGGAAAGAAGAUUCAAGGUGUUGGACUGGGCAACAUUUUCAAUGAUGGACCAAUCAAAUUGCGGAAAACAACGGGAAAUUCUCAGGAGCAGCCUAAGGCAGAGAAGAGGGAGGAACCUGCUAUCAGAAAACCAAAAGGUGUCCAAACCCCAGACAGGAAUCUAGCAUAUGCACAGAUUGAGUCCAAUUGCAUGCAACUAAACCAUGAGAAAUCCUCUUCCGAAAUUGAUCCCAUUUUCACUGAAGACAUUGACUACUUUGAUGAUGAUAAUAAGCACUAUAUUGACUCACUUUACAAUCAGAAGUCUUUUGAAACAAGUCUGUUUGACCACUAUGAUGAAACUGAUGUCUCUUUUGUUAGGAAUUAUUCUAGCAUGUAUUAUAUUGAGGGAAACAAUGAUGACAAUUAUUCUUUUGGUAUGUCAGACCAGCAUCAGUUUUCAACUGAAAGUAGAAAGCAAGACAUUCAAGGGGUCAUGAAUGUUCUUGGUGACCUUGAUGAUUGUUUGCAUCAAGAGUCAUCAGAUCAGAACCCUAGCAGCCCUUCUGUGACCACCAAACGGUCACAGGUGGCUGACGAUGUUCUAACUGGUUUUGAAAAAAUGGAGACUUUGGCUUGUUGGGGGCAGAUGGAUCUGACCCCUCCCCAGAAACUCAGCUUCUGUAAGGCAAUUGACAGUGUGUAUGUCACAAAGAAGAGGCAAUUUGACUCUACUGAGAAGAAUGUAGAAAGCACGCCUGGCAGACUGUCUAAGAACAGCAAUGUGGACACUGAAAGGAUCACAAAGGUUCUCACAUUCGGAAUGGGGGAUCCACUCGGGGGCUUUGUAAAGUUCACACCUGUUACAGAUUGUCAUGGCCACUCGGUGCUGGUGCCCAAGCCUAUUGAGGCUGGCAGCUCUGAUUUCCAUUCCCCUGCCAUGAUUAAGGUAUCUGAUACUCAAACUAGCACUCCUAGAUCCCCUAAAACAUACUUGCAGUCUCUGAACAAAUCUGGUACUCUUUCACCCUUUAUCAAGUCCAUUGCAGACAAGUACAAGCUGUUUGAAAAACCAGCCCCUCAUUUCAAGUCAAUCAAUGUGGAUGUUGCUGAAGACCUUUCACAUGGUUCCUUCAUGCUACAGCACACCCUUGAUGUAAGCUAUCAAGAUGAAGAGAUGAAUGAAACUUCUGACGUAGAUGUUAAAGCACAAUCACCAACAGAUGAAGAUAUUGACCAUAUGUUGAAUAACUACAUUUACGAUGUGGUGUGUGGUGAAAGGAACUGUGACAUGAAUGACUUCCCCUGUAAAUCGGAAUCAGAUUCAAAAUUAGGAUCCCAUGUUGCCUCCAACAUGUCAGUGGUUGUUUGCAUUGAUGAAGAUUCAGUGAAACUGUCGAGGGAGGCAUUAUCUGAAGAUUCCUUUGAUCCCCAGCAACUACCAAGUUCACUAGACACCAGCGCUGUACUUUCAAUGACAGAUGUGAAUAAUGAUACUGACGCACUAGAAACCAGUGUUCUACUUUCAAUGACAGACAUGAAUUAUGAUACUGUUGAAAGCAUUAAAGAAAAAGCAGAAAAUGAUCUAGAUCCAACAGAUCCCCAAGAGGUACCUAAGAAUGUGGCUAAGAGUCCUGCAGUUUUGUCCCUGAUAUUGAAAUCGAACAGCGCCUCACUUAGCUCUGCAUUCUUGUCAAAACAUCUUGUCAAAACGUCUGAAAAGGAUUUCACCCUGCCAGGAAGUGGUAAUGCUGUUAAAGCAUCAAGUUAUUGUAGAAUUCCAUUCACAAAUGAUUCUCCUUCAUUCUGGUUCAGCAAGGAUGUUUCUGAGUCGCCCAUAUCACAGGGUAGAGAGCUGCGAGUGAAAUCACCAAAGAGAUCUUGUAGCGAAUUGAUAACUAAAUGUGAAAAGAUGAUCAAUUCUGAAAUCAGUGGUGAUUCUCUAUUGCCUCCCAACACUGCCACUGCAUUCUUUUCAGGAGACCAAUCUCCUGCUAAAAAGAGAAGACGCAGAACUCUGUCUGAUCUUGAAACCAAUACUGAUUAUAAGGUAUCUGAUAAGUCUAAGGAUGCAAUUGGGGAACUUCCAAAUGAAAUUGGAAGUGUCGAGACAUACUUUGGGAUCACUAAUGAGCCAUGUCCAGAGUCUACACAAGUUAGUAGAGAAAGCCUGAAAACAAUGUUGGAUACCAACUGUAUUCCAGAAUGCCAUGUUACAAGCAAAGCCACUAGUUUGUGUGCUUCAACAAGCAGAACAUCAAAAAGUCCUCUGGGAGUACACUGUUCUGGGAGCUUAGAGAAUUCCACAACUUUCAUUGAUGCCUGUUCAGAAAAACCAAAGAAACAAGGAUUUUUCAGACGAUUAUUCACACGAAUAAGAAAAUCAUCUGAGCAAAAGAAAGAAAGUGUCCAGUUAUUGAAAUACACAAAACUGUCAGAUACACAUAUGGUUGCAAAGCAGAGUGAAAAGUCAUCCUUGAAGUCAGAUUUAGAGAAAUUUACAUCAUGUUUCCAUGACUCCUCAUUCCAACAUCAUUCAGAGUUUAUUGAGGAAUGUGUGCCCAACGAGUCCAUUUCAGGUGAGGUUCAUGAGAGAAUACCUCCUUCCGCUGUGGAUGAAGAAAGUCAGACUGUUGUAUUGCAUUCUGCUUAUUGCUGUGAAGUUGAUGCCUUUGUGCAGUAUGACAAUAAAGGCAAAUUUUCCAAAGAAAUGCAUGCUAAUGGUGAUGCAAAAGCUACUGAUGAGAUUGGAAAAGUCAAUAAGAGAGUGAAAGCUCUGGCAGGAACCUCUGAACUCAGAAAGCUGGCUGCUGCUGAGUAUGAAGUAGAUAAUAGUUUGAUGAAAUCAGAUGAAGAUGGUAAGAUCCCCCAAGUUGAGCUUGCAAGUGUUGAUGGAAGAGAAACAGAUAGGGUGAACGUUGUCAGUAGCACUGUGGAAACUCUAGCUGAGACAAGGUACAGCUUGUAUAGUGCCAUUUCAUCAGCUGUACAAGCAUGCUCUGAUCUACUUGGAGAAAGAAAAAUUGAAGGAGCCAGGUAUAUAUUCAACAAUGAAACUGCUGGUGACAUUACUCCAGAUCCAGAUGCUCUUGUGAAAGAUCUUCAGGGAUUGGAUUUGUCUGCAACCCCUCAGUAUGCCAAAACAGAUGAUGUAGAUCAGGAGAUGAGAACAGUGUUGAACGAUGCCAUAGGAUCUUUAGAUAACAUCCUUAUUGACAGCUUUGCUUCAUCAUUGUCAGAGUCUCCAGUGAAAGAAUCAGAUAUGGAUAAGGACAUGACAGAUGGUACAGAUGUUGGUGACAUGCGUGGCACUAAGGCUGUUGAAUUGGAGGAGUUAGUUUUACAUGUUGUAGGGAGAAGAUGCUUGCUGCAUGAACCAGAGCAGUACAAAGUUUUGAAAGAUGAUAUGGCAGAUAAAACUGUUGAGGUGCAUGACGACUCCAUCCUGAAUAUUGUUGGUACAAAAUGUGAGAUACAUGAAACAGGAAAUGAUGACGAUGAGUUGGAAUAUGUUCCUGUAGAAUAUGAGAUGCAUGUGAAGAGUUCUAUUUCAGCUUUAGCUAAACCUGUGCAUGUCAGUAUCAACAACUGCAGCAGUAGUAAUGUGAACUUUGAUGAAGCCUUUGAGGUGGAUAAUCAUGAGGAGCUUAAUGACUUGCCCAGUAGUACCCCUAUGCCAUCUUCUGCUCAGUUGCAGACUUUGACCAGGAAUGAAGAUGUUCUCAAUAACAUUCGGAAUGAUUGGGGAGAGGACAUUGAGAAUAAUGCAGAAUUUGCUAAUGAGUAUGACUACUAUCCAACUGAAUAUGACUACUAUCCAACAGAAGAAAGCUUAAAGCUAGAUGAUUUUGAAGCCAGUAUUGCCCCUGAUGGUGAUCUCUUGAACAAAUCAAGAGGUUCCAGCCUACAGGAGUCCCUAGAUGCGAUACAGGAUCAAGAAGACCAGGAACUAGCAGAGAUCUCUGUGCAGUUUGCCAUUGAGUCUAUCACUGAGGAUGCUGCAACUGGGGAAGGUCCAGUCUUGUGCAACAACCUUAUCAGCAGUAAAAAGAAUGAUCAAUUUUACAAUUUGAGUGACGUUUCCAACGAUGACUCUUCAUUUUGUUCGAACAAAAUGUAUGAACACUUUUUAUCUACAUCUGGUAUCAUGCACGUGGGGAUGGUAAUUUAUUGCUUACUAUUUUGGCAAAAAUUUGGCCUCAAGCAUGCAAUUAGAACUCAUUUGUGUGGCUGCAGUAGACUUGACACAAAGCCCAUGGAGAAGGCUCUGGUGCGUUACUCCUACGUGGGGGAGCAUGAGGAUGAGUUAUCCCUCACUGAGGGGGAGAUAAUCAACGUGCUGGACAAGGAUCUAGAGGACAGUGGCUGGUGGCGCGGUGAAAUCAAUGGGCGCGUCGGAGUCUUCCCCGACAACUUUGUGGAGCUAAUCAAGGAAGAGCCGUCAGACAAAGCUUCACGGCCCAUGGUUAUUCCAGCACCUCAACCCAAGCCUAAGAAGCCCCCUCCCCCUGUCCAGCCUGCGCAGCCUGCUGUGUCUAAACCAGGGCCUCCCAAGCUGCCAGAUAAAGGGCCAGUGAUAUCUGCUGAGCAAGCCAAACCAGAACCGGAAAAAGAGGAGAAGCCAGCCCCUGUUCAGCCGACUGUACCCAGCAAGAAGCCGAUCUUUCCACCCCCACCCCUUACCAAGAAACCCACCAAAACCAUAGACCUAAAAGACAUAGAGAACAAGGAUGAUGGUAAACAUGGUUUUGAAGCUGUUGAGCCCACGUCGGACAAGCUGGUUCACCUGACAGCUACCCGGCCUAAGGGACCCACGAAGAGACCACCAUCUCAACCCAAGAAUGCAGUAAACAUCAUUCAGGAUGAGGAGAGGAAUGGAGAGGUGAAGGAGACUCACGAGAAGCCAGCCCUCACUAAGGCAGACAAACCAGACAGACCAGACAUGGUUGGAGGCAAGACAGCACCAGUGAGUCGCCCAACAGAGCCACCGACCUCUACAGUGAAUGCACAUCUUCAGUCUGCCAUUGAUGAACUACACAAAGAAUUAAUUGACCUAAAGGCCAACACAGUUUCAAAAACUGCUUUCAAUGAGCUUAAAAGUGAAAACGAACACUUAAAACAGGAACUUGAAAGUAUGAAAACACAAUAUUCAAGGAGAUUCCGUGAUAUUAUGGUGGAGAUAGACGAGGAAAAGAAGAUACGAUUGUCUACCCAGGUUGAGAUGGAGCGGAUAAGGAAGCUUGUGGCUGAGUCACAUGUUUGAUAGCCUGUGUAGGUGUAUACCAUGGUAGCAGAAUGCAUGUAGAUUUCCCACUGAUGUUCCAGCUGGAUUUUACUACUUUAUGCAAUUACAUAAAGUUGAUGAUAAUUUUAUGUCAUUGUUUAGAAUACUUAAAGUUCAACACACUUUUGCUUAACUGUUAUAGAUAUGCACUUGCUGACAUAGCUUGGUAUUAGUUGAUGCUUUGUUAUGGAGGCUUUGUGAAGAAGUCUGUUGGCAUUAAAGGUCUUGUUAUUUGAAAUCAUUCCUGUUUGCCAUACUUGGGCAUGCAUUUAUGGCAGUAUAAGAUUGUUUUACUGACGUUGUGAGUUGUUUUCAGAUCCUCUUUAAUUGUUCAUAAAUUUGUAAAAUAGCUUUGUAAAUUUUCUGCACUGGGCAUAUUUUAUUUUGUUUAUUAUUUUUGAACACAAACUGUGAAGGUCAGGGAUUUAUGUUUUAAAAUAUAAAUUCAAAUUUUUUGCUAUUUAUUUCUAGAAUACAAUAUUUAUACUUCAGAAUGAGUGUCAGCUUUUGCUUUUAUUUAAUGGAUGACAGAAACAAUCUGGUUGUUAGAUUGUAAAUUGUUAAUGCAUAUUUCUUGUAUAUGUAACUGCUUCUAUUUCCACGUUGUGAACCCUAAAGCACUUUCAAGGAGCCAUUCAGAUAUUGAUAUCUUUAAAUUGAACAUAAUUUUAUCACUUUUCUGUAAACUUAUUUAUCUUAACUUGUCUUGUAAGCGCCCAUGUGGCUUGAUGUAUGUUUUUUCACCACAAGACUCGUUGCUAUUUCAUUUCUCAGAAAGUUAGUUCUACAGAUUCACACAUUACAGUACUGAAAGCAAGGAUGGUGUUGGUGAAGCCAUGCUUGUAAGCAAUAAAAAGAUCUGUAUAUUGAACAAGUCCGACGUAAACAUACACAAGUAUUAACACAAGUUCAGUAAUGUUGCAGUAUUAAUACUAAUUUGUCCAUUUUUGCUGUAUAAGUCAAACUUUGUAUUGUAGCUGUGUAACAUACACGGCUCAUAUUCUAAUAGGAAACUUGUGUUAAUUCACCGUGGGUUUUGCUCACAAAGAUCUUAACCCUUUGCAUGCUGGGAAAUUUGUCAUCUGCUAAAAUAUUGUCUGCUGAAUUUCUAAAAUUAGCAUUUUUUCGAUUUUUUUUCAAAGAAUACUAUCAGAAUAGCAAACGGUUUGGAUCCUGAUGAGACACCACGUUCUGUGGCGUCUCAUCUGGAUCCAAACUGUUUGCAAAGGCCUUUUAAAUUCGGUUCCAGCAAUGAAAGGGUUAAGGAAGCUCUUAUUCAAGUUUAUUGAUUAAAUUGCACAUUAAGGUAUUUUUGUGUGUGACUCAAUAUUGAAUGUCUGUACUUUGUAUUAGUAAGAAGCAUCCUCAUGUUCUUGAGGAGAUUAUGAAACCAUUUAAUGAUUGAUUACAAAAAUAUCUUGAAAUUUACCAGGGAAAAACUGAGGGAAUGGAGCGAUUAAAAGAUAUAUUUGUCACUUGCGAUUUUUUUGUUCAUAUGAGGCCCAUUUAUUUGGGAUGUGAGCUAAGGUAUGCAUGCGACUCCAUGACUAGGGUACCGAGGUCUUGCCAUAACCAUUCCAGAGCACAUACACAGCAGUGCACCGAGUGCAAACUUGUGAUGUAUAUAUAUCCAUUAAAGGUGUAUGUCGUUAAUACCCUGUAUGUAUUACUUGUAAUUGCCAUUCGUCAGACCAUAUAGCUAGGUACACUGUUACAGUCAACAGGCAGGUAUUUUCAAAAUUAUUAUGGAAUUAAAUUUAGACUGCUUCAAUGUUUAGUUUUCUGGUAUAGUCUCUUUGCUUAGUAGCCUUUAUCAUUUGCAUCCUUAACUCUGUGUCCUACACAAAUAAAAAUAAAGUCAAUUGUGUUAUGUAACUAAAUAAGUUUCAUACACAAGCGUGAUUACACUUUUGUUUGGUGUGCUGAUAUCGGAACAGGCAUUAUGUUAUUUCCUUUUGUUAAAGUUUACUCAUUUGUCAUUUUAUCUUUUGAGAAAAUAGUGCUCCGCUGUGUAUUUUGUUAUCCCAUAUACCCGCACGCUAUUUUAUCUAUGCUGUACUACAUCAUUUACUUCAUAAGACACAUUUUAAUUCUGGUUAAUUUGACAAGCUUAAAAUAAAAGUAGUAUACCAGGUUUAUUUCCCAGUUGACUGGACAAUCCUUUGUGUCUGGUUUAUUAUGCCACUCUUCACCAGCUUCUCACCACAGCCUGGUUCAUGAGUAUGACCUGCUCAAUAAGGCAUAAUUAAUUUGAAUUUGCACUUUCAUUUAAAUUUAUUCUUCAAAAUUGUGUAAAGAAUGACAUUUGUUUUGGGUUAUUGUCAUCUUACAGAAAUCUAUAUGUGCAGACAGACACAUAAAAUGUUAUAAUGCAUGUAUAUGUGUUCAUUUGACCUGUGUUACGGAAUAUCAAAUCAAUAUUCCAUGCAUUGUGUUAGUUUGUGCUUUAGUAAUAUUUUAUAAAUUUACAAAUUUAAGCAUUCCAUUAUUAAUUAUAUAAUUAUGUAAAUAUAUACUUAUAUAUUAAUACAAUAAAUGUAUCAACAUAAAGAUUUUUUCUUUUCAAUGCACUAGUGAAUAGGUUUGUACAACAACAUGUUUUAGCAUGAUUUUCCGUGGCGACUAUUUCUUUCACGACUUUGUGUACCGGAUAUUCGGAUUUGUGAGGUCCUUCCGCGACUGCAUUAUGCACGGCGUAUGCCCCAUCGCCUCUUCCUAAUAAACAUACCAGACACUUAUUGAGAAAUUUUUAAAUAUAUGUGCAACUUCAAACUAUGUAGGCAUCAAUAAAAGAUAUUUAAUUUA